Messenger RNA from Penicillium soppii, 2496 nucleotides. Its product is annotated as putative dynamin GTPase. NCBI's taxonomy places the organism in Eukaryota, Fungi, Ascomycota, Eurotiomycetes, Eurotiales, Aspergillaceae. The record is from RefSeq and is a predicted model, not a curated record. The transcript is spliced from 4 exons. The coding region runs from base 1 to 2496 and encodes 831 amino acids. Gene Ontology annotation, cellular component: cytoplasm; microtubule; membrane. Gene Ontology annotation, molecular function: GTPase activity; microtubule binding; GTP binding.
AUGUCAACCAAUUUCUCAAUCGAUGGUCCCAAGCCCAUUCUCAAGGCCGAAAAGAGCCCGAUACUAUGCGGGAUGACAACCCAGAUACCACCCGUGCAUCAGAAAGCCCAAGUCGGCUUUACGACCCAAAAUGACAGCUCCUUGGAGCAUUUGACAAUGGAUAUGAAGGAUCUCAUAAAGAAGAUCCAAGAUCUGAGCCACCUCGGCAUUGAAAAUCGACAAAUUGCACUUCCAAAGAUCUGUGUGGUCGGUGAUCAAAGCACUGGCAAGAGCUCUUUGAUCGAGGGUAUCUCUGAAAUCCAAGUUCCACGAUCUGAAGGCACAUGCACUCGGUGCCCGCUAGAGAUCAAUCUAUCUCAAAGUGAAGAACCAUGGAAGUGUGUUAUUCACUUGUCACGUCAAUACUGGUUCGAUAAUGAUAAGCGAAAGGAUAAAGUUCUCAAAAAGACUCCACUGGGACCGUGGGUGCCUAUUGGGGGUCACGAUGACGAGCUCUUCACCACCUUGACCGACAGGAAUGCAGUCCAAAACGCUAUCCGGUGUGCGCAACUGGCUAUUUUGAACCCCCACGUCAAUCCAAAGGACUUUCUCCCUGAGCUUAACGACAUUCCUCAAACGUUCUUCGUCCAAUUUUCGCCAAAUGCAGUUCGAUUGGAUAUCUCUGGUCCUGGCUUUCCAAAUCUGUCUUUCUAUGAUCUGCCAGGAGUUAUCAGUCAGACCGAGCAAGACGACGAAGGCUACUUAGUGAAUUUGGUUGAAAACCUGGUCAAGGACUAUGUUUCGCAAAAGAAUUGCAUUGUGCUUUUGACAUUGCCCAUGACUGAUGAUGCGACUAACUCGAGUGCUGCUCGUCUUGUUCGUGCUAUCAACGGCGCAAAAGAACGUACACUUGGUGUAUUGACCAAGCCUGAUCGCCGGCCAUCCGGGGAGUCAUUUGAACAAUGGCAGCAGAUUUUGCAAGGGAAGAAAUUUAAGCUUGGCCAUGGUUACUAUGUGAUUCGAAACAAUCCCGAUCCAGCAGUUAGCCAUGAGCAGGCAAGAGAGGAGGAGGAUCUUUUCUUCUCCCAGACUCUGUGGAAAGAUGAGUUGGCUAUCCUUCAAGACCGGUUUGGCAUCAAAAAUCUCCAGACAGCCCUAUCAGAACUCCUCAAAGAUCAGAUCCUGGGAUCUUUGCCUUCAAUUGUCGAGGAAAUUGAUAAGCGCGCGAAGGAAAUCGAGGAUGAGUUACAACGACUGCCUAAUCCGCCAACUGAGGAAGUUCAGAGAAUCCUGUGGGCGAAGACAUCGGCCUUGGAGCGCAAGUUCGACGAGAUCAUUGAUGGUACUUGGUGUCCAGCGCAGACAUCAGCACACAAGAAACCACUGCAUGAGCAGUGGAACAUGAUCGUGCUGGACUUUCAAACUGCCCUCAGUAAGACCAGACCUGUUCUAAAUUACAAUGCGCAAAAGGACAAGGAAGACCUUGGCGAAGGCGUUGACUCAGACUGUGACAUGCAAAUCAUUGACGUCAAAGCGAGCCCGUCAAAAAGGCGAAAGCUGCCAGUUGAUAGGCCAAUAGAGUCUCCGCCAGCUCCUGAAGCACCAAAGAUAAUUCCGAGUGCGUAUGCUACCAAGUACUUCGAAGGACUGAAGCGGAGCCGUUUCAGUUUGCAGCUCUUGUCGGAGCUGAAGAUUCGCUCCAAUACCGUCGGGGUCCCAAAUCAACUGGAUCCUCGCGCAAUCGAGAAUCUCAACAAGAGAAUCGUUCAGCAUUGGGAUACCCUCUCGGAAAUCUUCAUCAAGGCUACUCACAGCCUUGUGCAUGGGAUGCUCCUCGAAGCUCUUGAGGAAGAGUUCGUGCAGUACCAUCAGACUGGAUUGUAUCAAGAGCUCAGAAAAAUAUUGAAAGAUUACUUGACUCAAGUGCGUACGAAUCAUCGAGAAAUUGCAAAGGAAUACUACCAAGCUGAGCGCGAGGUCCCAUUCACCAUGGCCCAAGGUAUGCAUCAAAGACUGAUGGUGCAAGUAUUGGAGGAGUUGAAAGAGGGUCGAUUCAAGGCCCGAGCUACUUGCUACCUCACACUCCGCGGCCAAGAAAUGAAUGACUUCAAGAUUGCGGACAAGAUCCAAAAGACCAAGGACAAGCUUGGUCCGGAUAGAUACUCCCAAGAGAUCGACAUGAUGGCUAGCUCGCUAGCCUACUAUGAUAUCGCAUCGUCGCGCUUCUUGGAUGUUUUGUGUCAGUCUACCAAGCAAAAGUUGUUCAAGAUCUGUCGAAACAAUCUUGUGAACAUUGUGAGAGAUGAGUUGAAGAUCUUUGGGGAUGAUGGUCGUGCCCGCUGUCUGGAACUCAUGGCAGAAGAUCCAGAACGCCAACAACGUCGGGCGUACCUAGUCAAAGAGCGGGCGAAAUUUACGAUAGCCCAGGAAUGGUUGACAUCCCUGCGACCUCAAGAGAUCGAGAAAUGCGAGUCUGAUGUGACCAUGGAGGGAAUCAGCGAUGACUGGGAGAUGUGA